Molecule: messenger RNA, 2363 nt
Organism: Hypanus sabinus (Atlantic stingray)
Lineage: Eukaryota; Metazoa; Chordata; Chondrichthyes; Myliobatiformes; Dasyatidae
Gene: nampt1
Product: nicotinamide phosphoribosyltransferase 1
Exons: 11
Coding region: 157-1638 (493 amino acids)
Biological process (GO): NAD+ biosynthetic process
Molecular function (GO): nicotinamide phosphoribosyltransferase activity
Source: RefSeq, a predicted model, not a curated record
UCAGCCCUCUGCCCCGGAUCGCUCGGAGGAGCACGCAGCCGAUGCUGGGCUACUCGAGGCGGCGGCGUGAAGUGGCGGCGACGUCGGCUCAUCCACGCUGUGCUCUCCCCAGUUCUUCCCCCGAGCGGAGCGGACAGCCUCGCUGCUUGGCCUAAGAUGGACGGCCAGAACGGUGAUUUCAACAUCCUGCUGGCCACCGAUUCGUACAAGGUGACUCACUAUCAGCAAUAUCCACCCAAUACAACCAAGGUCUAUUCUUACUUUGAAUGUCGUGAAAAGAGGACGGAAAAUAAAUCCAACAAGGUGCAAUAUGAUGAAACUGUGUUCUAUGGUUUGCAGUACAUUCUGAAGAAAUAUCUUGCAGGCAAAGUUGUAACUAAGGAAAAAAUUCAAGAGGCGAAAGAGCUCUACAGAGAACAUUUUCAACAUGACGUUUUUAAUGAGUGUGGCUGGAAUUAUAUCCUUGAGAAACAUGAUGGUCACCUUCCAAUAGAAAUCAAGGCUGUACCUGAAGGAAGUGUCAUUCCACGGGGAAAUGUUCUCUUUACAGUUGAAAAUACAGAUCCUGAAUGUUAUUGGUUAACUAAUUGGGUUGAGACUUGCCUUGUUCAAACUUGGUAUCCAAUUUCUGUAGCUACUAAUUCCAGAGAGCAGAAGAAAAUUUUGGCCAAGUAUUUAAUGCAGACUGCUGGUAAUUUGGAUGGACUAGAAUAUAAGCUUCAUGAUUUUGGCUAUCGAGGUGUUUCCUCUCAAGAGACGGCAGGAAUAGGGGCAUCUGCUCAUCUAGUAAACUUCAAAGGAACUGAUACAGUUGCAGGAAUCACAGUAAUCAAGAAGUAUUAUGGAACAAAGGACUCCAUGCCAGGCUUUUCAGUGCCAGCAGCAGAACACAGUACAAUUACAGCAUGGGGAAAAGACUGUGAAAAAGAUGCCUUUGAACACAUAAUGAAGAAGUUUUCUACUGUGCCUGUAUCAAUUGUCAGUGACAGUUAUGAUAUAUAUAAUGCUUGUGAAAAAAUCUGGGGUGAGGACUUAAGAGGUUUGAUAGAAGGAAGGAGUCCUGAAGCUCCACUCAUUAUUCGGCCAGAUUCAGGAAAUCCACUUGAUACAGUUUUACAGGUUCUUGAAAUACUUGGGAGGAAAUUUCCACCAAUCGAAAACUCUAAAGGCUAUAAAGUAUUUCCACCGUUCUUGAGAGUCAUUCAGGGAGAUGGUGUGGAUAUCAACACUUUACAAGAGAUUGUACAAGGAAUGAAAGAGCAUAAAUGGAGCAUUGAAAACAUUGCCUUUGGAUCUGGUGGAGCUUUGCUGCAGAAGAUAACAAGAGAUCUUUUGAAUUGUUCUUUUAAAUGCAGUUAUGUGGUGACCAAUGGUCUCGGGGUAAAUGUUUUCAAAGAUCCAGUUAUGGAUCCAAAUAAGCGAUCCAAGAAAGGGCGUCUCUCUUUGCACUGCACUGUUUCAGGGGAUUAUGUUACUCUCGAAGAGGGUAAAGGUGAACUAGAACAAAAUGGGCCUGAUCUACUACACACAGUUUUCAAGAAUGGCAUAGUUGUUAAGAGCUACACCUUUGACGAAGUGAGGGAAAAUGCACAACUGAAGAAAAAAAUGGGAGGCUCUCAAAUCUGUGAAUUCAAAUAAAUGUCUGCAGAAUGAUGUCCUAUGUCUGCUGCAGAUUCUGUGCACAGAUAUGUGUAUAUAUUCGGUUUUAAUUUACCUAUUAAAUCUAAACAUUUAUAAUUAUAUGCUGUACCAUGUAAACAGCAAAUGACGAUCAAGCGUACAGUGAUCAGCCAAUAUGGUUUGUAUUUUUAACACUGUACACAAUAUGAACAAUUUAUUGCUUUGAACAGCUGCUACUUGUGUUUUUAAAUGUAAAUUGUAAGGUAAAUAGUGGUUACUAGGAAUUAUGAAAAUAUACAGAUGUUGGCCCAUGUUUGUCAUGCAUUUGGACGAGAUCUCCACCUUCAGUAGUAAAGAAAAUUUGGCCAAUGUUGGAAAUAAUUUAAAUAACUUUUUUAGUGUACAUAUAUAACAAGCUUUUCUUUGACCUUCAUGUUUUGUUUUUCCUUAAAUGGGAUUUCAGACACUUCCUGUUUUGGAAUAAGGGCAAUUUUGCAGAAUAAAAAAAGGGUUGUGCUACAGUACAACCAUUUGAUAUUGUGUUGAACAAAGCCUUUUUUGCACACACACGAUUAGAUUUUAAAAGGUUGGAUAGUUAAUGGUGCACUUAUUUUUUUAAACCUGUGUGUGUUGAAAAUGCAGGCUUUUUAAGAGCAAGCAUGGAGGAAGGGAGGGUGUCCACUCUAAUUAAGGUUGCUCUUUGCAACUAACAGAACUGAAUUAAUGCAAAAUGUGUUUUUUUU